This is a messenger RNA of Pan troglodytes (chimpanzee), 6259 nucleotides long. It is a transcript of the gene CIP2A, whose product is annotated as cellular inhibitor of PP2A. The transcript has 22 exons. The record is from RefSeq and is a predicted model, not a curated record. Bases 798 to 3041 code for a protein of 747 amino acids. Lineage: Eukaryota; Metazoa; Chordata; Mammalia; Primates; Hominidae.
AGCAGGGGCAGCUCCCAACCCCCGUCCCGGACCCACAAAACACCUCGACCCCUGGCCCACCCCGGCCGUCACCGAGAACGGUCCCCUAGGGUGCCUAGGGACUUCCGGAGCCCGACCGGAUCCGGAAGCUUCUGGGAGCGAGGGGGUGGGGCCGAAAAUCAAAAAAAGCGCGGCGAAAGCUAAGGCCGGCGCACGCUGGGCGGUGGUGGUCCCUAAGCCGGGCCGCGGCCGGUGCGAUGGACUCCACUGCCUGCUUGAAGUCCUUGCUCCUGACUGUCAGUCAGUACAAAGCCGUGAAGUCAGAGGCGAACGCCACUCAGCUUUUGCGGCACUUGGAGCUCACCUAUUGUCUUUGGGAAGAAGCAGAAGGAAUAAUUCCAUAGCUACCCUCUGGGCUUCAUUUUUCAUUCUCCUCCCUCAAAGUAAUUUCUGGACAGAAACUCACACGAUUAUUUACAUCAAAUCAGAUAUUAACAAGUGAAUGCUUGAGUUGCCUUGUAGAGCUACUUGAAGACCCCAACAUAAGUGCUUCACUGAUCUUAAGUAUUAUCAGUUUGCUGUCUCAACUAGCAGUAGACAUUGAAACCAGAGAUUGUCUUCAGAAUACAUAUAAUCUGAAUAGUGUGCUGGCGGGAGUGGUUUGUCGGAGCAGCCACACUGAUUCGGUGUUUUUGCAGUGCAUUCAACUUCUACAGAAGUUAACAUAUAAUGUCAAAAUUUUCUAUUCUGGUGCCAAUAUAGAUGAAUUAAUUACGUUCCUGAUAGAUCACAUUCAAUCUUCUGAAGAUGAGUUAAAAAUGCCUUGUCUAGGAUUAUUGGCAAAUCUUUGUCGGCACAAUCUUUCUGUUCAAACACACAUAAAGACAUUGAGUAAUGUGAAAUCUUUUUAUCGAACUCUUAUCACCUUGUUGGCCCAUAGUAGUUUAACUGUGGUUGUGUUUGCACUUUCAAUAUUAUCCAGUUUGACAUUAAAUGAAGAGGUGGGGGAAAAGCUAUUCCAUGCUCGAAACAUUCAUCAGACUUUUCAACUAAUAUUUAAUAUUCUCAUAAACGGUGAUGGCACUCUAACUAGAAAGUAUUCAGUUGACCUACUGAUGGAUCUCCUUAAGAAUCCUAAAAUUGCUGAUUAUCUCACCAGAUAUGAGCACUUUUCUUCAUGUCUUCACCAAGUAUUAGGUCUUCUUAAUGGAAAAGAUCCUGAUUCCUCUUCAAAGGUUUUAGAAUUACUUCUUGCCUUCUGUUCAGUGACUCAGCUGCGCCAUAUGCUCACUCAGAUGAUGUUUGAACAGUCUCCACCUGGCAGCGCCACUCUGGGAAGCCAUACUAAAUGUUUAGAACCUACUGUGGCUCUACUGCGCUGGUUAAGCCAACCUUUGGACGGAUCAGAAAACUGUUCUGUUUUAGCAUUGGAGUUGUUCAAGGAAAUAUUUGAGGAUGUCAUAGAUGCUGCUAACUGUUCCUCGGCUGAUCGUUUUGUGACCCUUCUGCUACCUACAAUCCUUGAUCAACUUCAGUUCACAGAACAAAAUCUAGAUGAGGCUUUAAUAAGAAAAAAAUGUGAAAGGAUUGCCAAGGCCAUUGAAGUUUUGUUAACUCUCUGUGGAGAUGAUACACUAAAAAUGCAUAUUGCAAAAAUCUUGACAACUGUCAAGUGUACCACUCUUAUAGAACAACAAUUUACAUAUGGCAAGAUUGACCUGGGAUUUGGAACAAAGGUUGCAGAUUCUGAAUUAUGCAAACUUGCUGCUGAUGUAAUUUUGAAAACUCUUGAUUUGAUUAACAAACUUAAACCAUUGGUUCCUGGUAUGGAAGUAAGCUUCUACAAAAUACUUCAGGACCCACGUUUGAUUACUCCUUUGGCUUUUGCUUUAACGUCAGAUAAUAGAGAACAAGUACAGUCUGGACUGAGAAUAUUAUUGGAGGCUGCUCCACUGCCAGAUUUUCCUGCUUUAGCACUUGGAGAAAGUAUAGCAGCAAACAAUGCCUAUAGACAACAGGAAACAGAACAUAUACCCAGAAAAAUGCCCUGGCAAUCAUCAAAUCACAGUUUUCCAACAUCAAUAAAGUGUUUAACUCCUCCUCAUUUGAAAGAUGGUGUUCCUGGAUUGAAUAUUGAAGAAUUAAUAGAGAAACUUCAGUCUGGAAUGGUGGUAAAGGAUCAGAUUUGUGAUGUGAGAAUAUCUGACAUAAUGGAUGUAUAUGAAAUGAAACUAUCCACAUUAGCUUCCAAAGAAAGCAGGCUACAAGAUCUUUUGGAAACAAAAGCUCUAGCCCUUGCACAGGCUGAUAGACUGAUUGCUCAGCAUCGCUGUCAAAGAACUCAAGCUGAAACAGAGGCACGGACACUUGCUAGUAUGUUGAGAGAAGUUGAGAGAAAAAAUGAAGAGCUUAGUGUGUUGCUGAAGGCGCAGCAAGUUGAAUCAGAAAGAGCGCAGAGUGAUAUUGAGCAUCUCUUUCAACAUAAUAGGAAGUUAGAGUCUGUGGCUGAAGAACAUGAAAUACUGACAAAAUCCUACAUGGAACUUCUUCAGAGAAAUGAAAGUACUGAAAAGAAGAAUAAAGAUUUACAGAUCACAUGUGAUUCUCUGAAUAAACAAAUUGAGACAGUGAAAAAGUUGAAUGAGUCACUCAAGGAACAAAAUGAAAAAAGUAUUGCCCAAUUAAUAGAGAAAGAAGAACAGAGAAAAGAAGUACAGAAUCACCUAGUAGACAGAGAACAUAAGCUAGCAAAUUUGCAUCAAAAAACAAAAGUACAAGAAGAAAAGAUUAAAACCUUACAAAAGGAAAGAGAAGAUAAGGAAGAAACCAUUGAUAUCCUUAGAAAAGAAUUAAGCAGAACAGAACAGAUAAGAAAAGAGUUGAGCAUUAAGGCUUCCUCCCUAGAGGUUCAAAAGGCACAAUUAGAAGGUCGUUUGGAAGAGAAAGAGUCCUUGGUGAAACUUCAGCAAGAGGAAUUGAACAAACACUCCCACAUGAUAGCAAUGAUCCACAGUUUAAGUGGUGGAAAAAUAAAUCCAGAAACUGUGAAUCUCAGUAUAUAGACAUUAUGGCAUUUUGGAAUUUGUAAUCUCAUGAUAUUUUUGAUGUAUUUAUCUAUUGGAGGGGGGGUGGGUAGGGGAGUUAAUUUGUGACUUCGUAACAAUAAGAAGUUAUUAUCUAAUUUAGUAAAGACCCUGAUCUGAUGCAUGUUUUUUAUUUGAUAGUUUGAAUAGAAAUUUAAUUUUCUAAGUUUUACUUUUUGUUUCUGGCUUUUAUUGCUUAAGGCUUUCUUUGGUUCUUACAUUAGAAAAUCAUUUUUAACCUCCAUUAUCAUUUUUCUAAGGUUCUUUCCUUUUUCUUAGUUGCUUUCUAUUCUGUUUUGCCUGUCUUAUUUAUUCUCAUUCGUGAUUAUUUAGAUCUUAAGACCAAACUUUCUUGGUAUAACAGUCCUAAAGAUUACAAAAUAAAAAUAUAGAGAGAGUAAAAGUAAAAAGUAAAGUAAAAAGAGAGAAGGUAUGAUUUUACUGCUAGAGAAGUUUGUCUCUGAAGAAGCACAAAAGAAAAUAUUAGUGAAUUUAAAAUAAUUUUUAUACUGCUGUAGCAUAAUUUCUAAAUUUGAAAAAAUGCAAUGGUAAUAAAAUGUAUAAAAAUUAGAAAACUGUUAUUGUGUUAAACUAUUACAUUUAAAUGAUUACAUUUAACACAAUAGCUGUCUCAUAAAAAAUCUAAGAACUUGUAGAAUUAUUUGUAAGGUAUAUUUAGUGUUUUUUUCUCUUUUUUCAAAUGUUGCAUAGUGGUCCAGAUCAUCUAUAAUUAAUUGUAAGUUUCUUAUGAUUUACGUAAGGAUAAUUUGGAUUCUACUCUUGCUGCAUAUUCAGAAAAAUAUUAUUUACUGUUAAUUCUGAUAUGAAUUGUAUUUAAUGUGUUGUCCUAAUAGUUUUUAAUUGGUUCAUUUAAUUUUAAAGCAUAGGUUAAAUAUCUUUAUGGUUUUUUAAAAUACAAGGGUCCUUCUGUACUUUUCAUUUGAAUCAUAUCCUCUAACUACUCUGUAAGAAACGUUUUUACAUCAAUAUUUUGAUUGAUUUUAUUGCUAUACCAAUACAGUCAUUAAUUUUACUUGGUGUUUUCUUCACCAUAUGUCUCUUUGAUUUAAGUGAAUUUAGAUUUGUACAGUUCUGGAAAUUUUUUUAAAAAUAUUAUGCAGAGUAAAACAUUUUAAAUUACUAUUUAUUCUAUAGAGGAGAUACAUUCUGUUUCUCUUUUGAAAUUGCAUGCAUUUUCAACCAAAUAUGAAAAAGUUUAAGUGGAUAGAUAAGACUGAAGAAUAAAAGGGUCUAUAAAAUAAAAGAGACAAAAUGUUAAAGAAAGAAAUGAAUGAAUGAACCAAAAACUCUAGGGAAAAUCAAUUUAUCUUUCCAAUUUAGACAUCUUGAGACAGCCUAGCCUAGUGCUACCCUAUACAGUUUUCUGUGAUAAUGACAGUGUUCUAUGAUGUCCAGUCCCAUAGCCAGUGGCUAAAAGUGGCCAUUGAGCACUUGAAAUUUGGCCUUUGCAACUGAAAAAACUAAAUUUUUGAUUUUAUUAAAUUUAAUUUUGAUAACCAUCCUAUUAGAUAAUGCAGAUCUAUCCCAUUCUCACAAGUAUGUGUUUAAAGAACUCAAUUUGCCUUUUCUUAAAUAUCUAUAUAAAUAAUUACCCCAUUAUAUAUAUGUAGUAGCCCUUUCUUAAUGUAAUUUUAACCUGUUUAUUUCUAAUCUUCUCUCCCUAAAGAGGAAAGUCCGUACUGCAGCAUUGAAGAAGGUGAGUACUAAUCAUCAUCCUUCAUCUCUUUCUGUCUCUUGUAACACCUUUCAUAUUGUUUCUGUUGUUUUUCUGAGUGCCUUUACUAUAUCAGUUACUUUUUUUUUCUUGUUGGACUGUGUACCUCAUUAAAAAAGCAAAAGUGUGUGUAAAUAUUUUUUUUCUAAAAAAAAAAUUUAAUCAAAUUUGAACCACCACCGUAGUCAGGGUUUUGUAUGUGUGUAUGCAUGUCCAUUUCCUAAUGGAAAAAACAAACUUAGGAAGUGCAUCAUUAUAUUAGGAUUACUCGCAUCCUCUUUAAAUUUUGCUGGGGAGAGUUUGUCUCCAAAGUAUACAUUAACACAGUUCCUUUACUAUUUACACUUGCCACUUGAACAAAUAGACACAUCUCAUAAAAUUUGGUUGGUUAAAGUUUAUAUUAAAUUGUUCAUUAAUUUAAUGUCAGGAAAAAAAGAAUGAAACUGUAUGCUGUGUCUUAGGAAAUUAUCAGGUCAGUGUUCAUUUGGGUCUAUUUACUUAUAUAUUAUAAGGACUAGUUACUUAAGAAUAAAAAGAGAUUCUGUCAUGAGUUAGCACUGUCAGUUAAAUGAAAAUAUGUUUGAAUUUCUACUUCUACCUUCGGUCAUUCAUUCAUAUGUUACAGGUACUUACCAAGUUAUAUUUCCUAAAACUCAAAGUCUUACUGUAAUUUGAUUCUUUUCCUCCCUUCGAAUAGUUAUGAACUAUAUUUACAACUUUGCUUUUGGCAUAUAUACCAUCGUACCAGCCAUGUGUCCUGUUUGUGACUUAAUCCUUUGCAAGAUUUAGCAAACAUUUUCUGUAAAGGGGCAGAUAGUAAAUAUUUUAGGCUUUCUGGAACAUAGUUUCUGUCACAACAACUCAACCCUGCUAUUGCAGCACAGAAGCAGCCAUAGACAAUACAUAAAUGAUUAGUCAUGGCUGUGUUCCAUUCAAACUUUAGUAACAAAACUAGUCAAAACUUUGCUAUUAGAUGUUACAUUUACUUAUUAAGAAAUGUCUUUUUAUGUUUGGUAAUCUUUAUCUUGAGGUCUAUUUUAUUUGAUAAUAACAUAGCCACUUAGUCCUUAUUAUGUUUUCUGUUGGCCUGAUAUAUCUUUUUCUAUCAGUUUACUUUUAACCUGUUAUGUUUAUAUGUAAAAUUCAUGACUUGUAAACAAAUAGAAUUGGGUCUUGCUUUUUUAUCAAUUUUGACAAAAUAAGUCCUUUAACAAUCCACUUAGAGUUAAUAUUGUACCACUUAACAUAAAAUAUAGAAACCUUGCAACUAUAUAGGUCCAUCUGUCCUCUUCUCAUCCUUCAUGCUAUAGUUGACAUGUGCAUUACCUCUGCUUAUGUAGCUAACCUUCAGAACCAUGUGAUAAUUUUUGCUUUAAGCAAUUACAUGGAAAGACUCUGGCUGUCAACAUCAGUAUGUUCACCUCUUUGCAUGCAUCAAUACAAAGUAGUUUCUUCAGUGUAA